GCAGGCUCACCGCUGGCACCAGUCGGCACCGCCCGCGUGGGCGGGGCUAGCCCGGUACCCGCGGCUAUGGCUCCCGCGGCCGCCAGCGUUCCCGAGGUGGUUCGCGCGGCUCAAAAGGACGACUACUACCGCGGCGGGCUGCGCAGCGCGGCGGGCAGCGUCCUGCACAGCCUGGCAGGUGCGAAGAAGUGGCUGGAGUGGAGGAAAGAGCUUGAGUUGCUGUCCGAUGCAGCCUACUUUGGCCUCACCACACUUGCAGGCUACCAGACCCUGGGGGAGGAGUACGUCGGGAUCAUCCAGGUGGACCCGUCCCAGAGGCAGGUGCCCUCCAGGCUGCGCCGCUGUGUGCUGGUCGCGCUGCACACCAUCCUGCCCUACCUGCUGGACAAGGCCCUGCUGCACCUGGAGCACGAGCUGCAGACUGAUGGCAAUGGUGGCCGGCCCUCGCAGGGCGGCCCAGCACCCAGCGUGCGAGGCCGCUCUGGAGCCAGGCGCUGGGUGCACCGGCAGGUGGCGGCCCUGACGGAGCAGCAGCAGAAGGCACUGCUGCGGGCCGUGCAGGUGCUCAGGCCAGGCCUGGGCUACCUUCAGCGGCUCCACGUCGCCUGGUUCUACAUGCAGGGCGUCUUCUACCACCUGGCCAAGAGGCUCGCCGGAGUCACCUAUCUCCGCACCCACCGCUCCCCUGCAGAGGACCCAAGGGCUCUCGCCAGCUACAGGCUGCUGGGCCUCGUCUCCCUGCUGCACCUGGCGCUGUUCGUGGGCCUGCAGCUCCAUGGCCUCCGGCAGAGGCAGCGUGCCCGGCGGGAGUGGAAGCUGCACCGAGGCCUGUCCCACCGCAGGAGCCACACGGAGGAGAGAGCGGGCUCCAGGAGCAGCCUCUGCACCCUGUGCCUGGAGGAGCGCAGGCACCCCACAGCCACGCCCUGUGGCCACCUCUUCUGCUGGGAAUGCAUCACCCAGUGGUGCAGCUCCAAGACGGAGUGUCCCCUGUGCAGGGACAAGUUCCCGCCCCAGAAGCUCGUCUACCUGCGGCACUUCCGGUGACCAGAGGGCAGGGCGACCCCAGGAGAAAGCUUAGUUCCUUCUUAGGAUGAACUCACACGGAAAUCAUAGCGUCCCCCAGUCUAACCCCUUUGUCACAUAAGACACUGCGCCAGCAGUCCCGGAGCCAGGUGGCGUCUCAGGAGCAGGCUGGGGCGUGCUGACCGGUCCUGUGGUGAGAGAAGUUGCCACCUGGUGGGCCACACGGGCUUGGCCCGGUUGAGCACGUGCUGAUGAGCAGAGGUGUCACCGUCCUCGGGUGUGGUCUGCCCACCAGCCGCACUCGCUGCAAACUGCGCCGGACAGCAGCCCGGGCCAGGCUCGCCCACUCACAGGACUAGGAGGCGCUGUGGACUCGGGUGCUCAGUGCUACCUCUUAAUGCACACGUGCAGCUCCUUUCCCACUCGGAAUGUGGAGUGUGGAGCCUGGCCCUGGACCUUGAAGACUCCCGACCCAGGGCUGAGGCGGGGGAGGGGGGGGGGCUGCUGUCCCAACAUCUCAGCCUCGAAACGCCCCUGCAGCCUGCAGGAAGAUUCCCCUCAGUGUCCUGCCCCCUUCCUGCCACUUUCAGGUUUCAAAAACUACCUUGUGCCAGAGACAGGACCUUGCCAUGGGUGUCCUUAGGACACAGGCCCCACUGCAGUGUAGGUGCAUUCAUGUCACAAGGGCACAGUGCAAGUCAGAUGUCUCAGAGGCUGGUGACAGGCCCUGGGGCCUCCGGGGCGCCCCCAUGGGACUGCGAGGUGUAACUGACAGGCCCGCACAAGUGCUCGGUGCAGUGCAACUCAGCCACUGUCCCAUCUCAGAGAUGGCCCUGUCCUCGGCAGCAAAGGUCGGCUGCAGACAGGCCCCAGGACCGUGGACAGACUGGCCCCAAAGCCCCCUGAGCAGGCCCACAGCCCCUCAUCGGGAGUGUUGGCUGGGAAGGCGAUGGGUAGGGCAAGAGGUGCUCACAGCCCGAGUGCAGUGGCGACACAAGAGCACCGACACAGGACACUCACUAGACAAGGAAGGUAGUGACACCGUCCCCUGGCAUGGAGUCUGCAGGGAGUUGCCGAUAGAAAGGCCACACAGAACACCUGACAUCUAGAACCCUGAGCCGGGUGGAGAGCCACCUGGAGCCACCAGCCUGAGCCCGCAGAUCCAGAAGGGGGGGCUCCCCUGCGGGGCGCAUUUCCCAUAAAGACGACGUGAGAAAGGGGACACCGUCUUUAAUUGUUUGAAUUAAAAAGUCAGUAAAAGG
Molecule: messenger RNA, 2288 nt
Organism: Artibeus jamaicensis (Jamaican fruit-eating bat)
Lineage: Eukaryota; Metazoa; Chordata; Mammalia; Chiroptera; Phyllostomidae
Gene: PEX10
Product: peroxisomal biogenesis factor 10
Exons: 6
Coding region: 67-1047 (326 amino acids)
Biological process (GO): protein import into peroxisome matrix
Cellular component (GO): peroxisomal membrane
Molecular function (GO): zinc ion binding
Source: RefSeq, a predicted model, not a curated record